CACAUCCAUAAUGUUCCCGGCUCCAUUUUCUAGCUAACGUUAGAACUUUCGUUGUAUUAAUUCUGUAUAGAAAAAGGACUUUUUUCUUCAUUUUCCGGUUCAGUUGGAGUGAAACGACAAAUCAUUCAAGAUGGGGGGCGGAGACCUGAACUUGAAGAAGAGCUGGCAUCCCCAGACUAUGAAAAACAUUGAACGUGUUUGGAAAGCUGAGCAGAAAUAUGAGGCUGAACGCAAGAAGAUUGAGGAACUGCAGAAAGAGCUGAAAGAUGAAAGAGCUCGAGAAGAAAUGACUCGAUACGCAGAGGAAACGGGUGCCAUAAAGAAGAAGGAUGAUCGUUUGGACUGGAUGUACCAGGGCCCUGCUGGCCAGGUGUCCAGAGACGAGUACCUGCUGGGUCGUCCCAUUGACAAACAGAUCACUGACCAGUACGAGGAGCCUGAGAGUGGACCAUCAGCUGAGACUGGUCUCCUGCCUGGCUCCAUCUUUAACCCUGCCACCCCAGCUUCUGGCCUGGACCUCGCUGCUAAAAUCAGGGAAGACCCCCUGUUUGAGAUCAGAAAACGGGAAGAGGAAAAGAAGAGAGAGGUCCUGACAAAUCCAGUGAAGAUGAAGAAAAUCAAAGAAAUGCUGCGUCAGAAUCUGGACAAGAAGAAGAAGAGGAAGAAGGAAAAGAAGGAGAAGAGAGAUAAAAACCGAAGAAAAGAGAAGAAGCAUAAAAGAAGAAGCACAAGUUCAAGUUCUGAGGAAGACUAUGAGAAAAAGCACAGGUCACAUUCACGAGAUGAAUCCUCUUCAGAUAGAAAGUCUCAUUCCCAUCAUCUUCCAGGCUAUGGCCUCCAGCUUCCUGCUAACAGACAUCAGCAGUCCUCCGCCGCCUCCGGUCACUCAGGACACCACGAGAGGAGCCGCUCCCGGUCACCUCACAGGAACAACAGGGAUCAUCACUCGUCAUCAUCACACAGGACGGAUAGGAAGGUCCAGCCCAGAGCUCCCAGUCCUCCAAAAGAGCGAUACCAGAGACAGAGGAACCAUGUCUCCAAGAAGCUUUCUGCAGAAGAGCUGGAGCGUAAGAGGAGGGAGAUGAUGGACGAUGCCAAACAGAGAGAGGAGGAUCGGGAGAAUAAUAUUAAAAGAUACAAAAGGCAAGACGAGAGGGAUAAGCAGCAGGAACAAAAUGCCAAGCAAGAGCGCCGGGCUGGCUUUAUCCACAACAUGAAGCUGGAGAGUGCUGCCAGCUCUUCUUUAGAAGACAGAGUGAAGAGGAAUAUCCACUCCAUCCAAAGAACACCUGCCUCCCUGGACAACUUCAUGAAGAGAUAAAGAUGAAAAGGAUGAAGUCUUAGCCCUGACUCACUUUGCAAGAAUCAUGCCAUCCGCCCUUCAAUGUGUCCAGUUUAUCUACUACGACAAAAGGAUGGAUGGUGUGUUGGAACAGUGAAUCAUGUGGCUCAAUCUCCACACAAGGCUUUUAUUCUGAAAAGCAGAUUUAAUACUGGAAAUAAUUAGUUUCCAAUGGAUUCAAAAGGAUUUGCAUGGUCUGUCUGUAAUUUUAGGAAAUCAUUUAUGGUUUAAAGUUUAUAUGACCGAACUCUGUACAUAACAUUGUUUUUUGUUUUUAUACUGUGUACAGGACCUACUUUUAUGUAAUUGUUUUGGCUAUGUUUGUGUCUGGACUGGAUGUUCUUCUACAAGAAAACUUCUAUAAAAAAGUCUCCAGUAUAUUUUCAG
Molecule: messenger RNA, 1729 nt
Organism: Sphaeramia orbicularis (orbiculate cardinalfish)
Lineage: Eukaryota; Metazoa; Chordata; Actinopteri; Kurtiformes; Apogonidae
Gene: cwc25
Product: CWC25 spliceosome associated protein
Exons: 9
Coding region: 131-1321 (396 amino acids)
Biological process (GO): mRNA splicing, via spliceosome
Cellular component (GO): U2-type spliceosomal complex
Source: RefSeq, a predicted model, not a curated record